Portunus trituberculatus (swimming crab) is the source of this 3251-nucleotide messenger RNA. Its product is annotated as leucine-rich repeat protein SHOC-2-like. Gene Ontology annotation, molecular function: protein binding. The record is from RefSeq and is a predicted model, not a curated record. Gene Ontology annotation, cellular component: extracellular matrix. The transcript has 4 exons. NCBI's taxonomy places the organism in Eukaryota, Metazoa, Arthropoda, Malacostraca, Decapoda, Portunidae. The coding region runs from base 105 to 716 and encodes 203 amino acids.
UCCAAACGGAUACUCAAACUUGAACGUCCCAACCUCGCAGAAGGAUACGCGUGUGGAGGAAGUAUUGUUUGUCGGUGCAUACGAGAUUCUUACAAACAGACACAAUGAAGCCCAAGUUUGGAAACGAUUUGACAAAUGUUAUCCUGCGACAGUCCCAGGUGGUGCAGACUCGGAUGGCGGGGAGGGCCGUCAUCAAGGUGGUCAACAGGUGCAAUGACGCCAAGGAAAACAACAGCCUUAACUUGAGCGAAUGCCAGCUGUGUCAAGUGCCGGACGCUGUGUUUCACCUCAUGAGGAACACACCGCUCACCACGUGCAACCUGUCCGGAAACCUGCUCUCUAAGAUUCCUCCCAAGUUUGCCCUCAAGUUCUGCCUCAUUACAGAGUUGAAUGUCUCCCACAACAAGAUGUCCAAGUUGCCCGAGGAACUGGCAGACUGUGUGGAGCUGCAGCGCCUCGACCUCAGCCACAAUUCUUACGUCAACCUUCCCUCUGUGGUGUUCCGGCUGCCCAAGAUCAAGGCCAUCUACGUUAACAACAACUAUAUCAUGGAUAUUGAAGUGGAGGAAGUUCAAAGAGCAAAAACCCUGGAGGAGUUUGACAUCACUGAAAACCCACUUUCACCAAAGAGUCAUGAUGGCCUUAGUGCAGUGACCAACCUCAGGAUAAAGCUAACCCCGCGGGAGCUGGAGGAGUGGGAAGACCUCAAUGUUUGAAUGCACUAUCAUUCCUCAGCGUCCUCACCUAGCGCCCUUCAACCUUGUGAACUGUGGAUGUCAUCAGAGCCUGGCAUGUGAAAGUGCUGACCUGUGGUUUUAUUCACUGUCUCCUCCUCAGAACAUACCAUUAUGAUGUAACUGAUUUAAUGGGCAUGAACAAUUUGUAAUGAUUGGUUUUACAUAUAAAGGCUGUACCUUACUAGUUUUAUACAGCCAAAGAUAUACCAGAUCAAAUAUCAGCUCAAAUUAUGUGAUGUGCUGUAGAAGUAUUGUGACAUCCAGUACAUACUUUAAGAGAUAAAUAAUUGGAAAUGGCACUGACCAUUCAGUGCAGUUGUGAAAUCUUGCAAUGGCAAUGAUAAUUCUAUAUAUCUAGAGGUUAAAAUUACAAAUGUUUUGAAGGUGAUUUCCAUUUAUAUUCCUGUACAUUGAGUUCAUAGUUAUUGUGAUUCAGAUUAAGUAGUUUAUUUUUUGUAAGAAGCCCAAGUUCAUUGUUGUGUCUUGUUAUUGUUACCUUUACUUUGUGAGGCAUAAGGAUGAUUAUUUAUAAAAUUGUUUAUUUUUAGUGAUUUGAAAAGAUCUGAUUUUAUCUUGAGCAGGCUGUAAUCCACAGCCAUAAUACUGACUGCAACUAACUACUACAUACAUAUGGUAUGUUGUUACCUAAUUUCAUAAUGAUUCUUUUUUUGAUCAAACACAUGAUGUGAUCCUAAACUAUCAAAGGGAGCUGAUAAUUUGACAUAUGUCAUUUUUUUGAAGGGCAGAUUUCAUGAUUGCCUAAAGAAAGUAUGCUGUUGGUUUUUCACCUGUUUUCAGUUUGUUAAGGUGCACAACAACUGUAUGGUUAGUGUUGAGUCCCUUGUUUUCUUGGUCACAUCUGAGGAUUAUAUCAUAGUGUUGCUACCAGUUAUUUCAUACCUCAAAAUUAUUUAAACUUGCAUAACUAAACAAAAAUAGACGUUCUUCAUACUAACACAUCACCAUUUCCAUUGCUAUACUAAGUCACAUUUGUUCAGGGUGGCUUAUGGAAUUUUAUUGUAUCUACUAUUCAUCAAUAUCACCAUCAUCAUCGGCCAUACCAUAACACCUCUUCACUAAUUCCUGUUGCAUCUCUAAUGAUGUUUCUGCUUUUCAGUUUCACAUGCCCAUAAGAUAUUGUACUUCCAAAUGGAAAAUAGGAGAUUAGUGACGUUUUUUACAUUAUGAAUGACUUUGAUAGAUAAGGAUAUUGAAUUUUCUGAUGUUUAAAGAAAAUGUAGGUUAUGAAUUAUUGGCAUACUACUCUUCAGUUCUUUAUCCAUUGUUCUACACAAUAGCACUAGAACCCUAACAUUGCUCUACUAGUUCCUUGGUUGCAGGAUUGUGUUAAUCUUUGAUGAAACUUCAGAUGAGUGUUUAAGAGGAGGGGUCAUAUUUGCUGCUAGUGGAGAUACAUUAUUGUGUGGCAAGCGAUGUCUUUCACAGUAACUCUAGAACUAACACAGUAUCUAGUCACAGGUUGGGAUGUAUAUAUUGUAUUAUAUAUCAUGCAUUUGGUGGUGGACUUGUAUAUUAUUUUAUUUUUAUGUGUUGUGUAUGUAAACUUUGUCAAAGAAUCUUGUUAUACUGAGUGGUUAGCCGACAAGACCAGUCAGGAAAAAAGUGAUAGACUAACUAUAGUUGCCUAUAGAAUAAUUCUCCCCAAUAACACUGCUAACAUGGAAACUAUUGCUUUGUAAAGUAUCAUAAAUAUAAACCUCUUGCAUUCCGUAAGAUUUGUCUUUAUAUUUUUUUCAAUACUUCAACUUUUAUACUAUAGUCUCUAACUGAUAACAUGAUAUGCUGGCCUGUGUCACCUUCCCUGCCUGCUGACUACAGACCACAGUAAAAGUUCACUGUGAAGAAGACUUAUGGAUUCAAUCAAAGUUUACCAGUAUGUAGCUUUAAUACAGUAUGUAUCGGUUCGAGCCAUAAGCAUAUAUGUAAUGAAAUGUCAAUCAGGACUCAUGUAACCCACCAAUAGUUUCAACUCAUUAAUCAUGUGGUUUUGCCAAGACACCCAAUGUAAGGUUGGACAUCAAGAUCAGUGUGUGACAUAUCUCCAUCUGAGGAGUUUCCUAUUGUCAGACUCAAUGACAUGUGUUGGCCUAGAUCACUAUUUCUUCAGCUAAUAUUGGUUAAAUUUGGGGGAAUAUCAUAAAUUUAAUGUUUAUUGAACUUAAUAGUUUCCUACUCUUUGCUUGCUUACUUAUAGUGUUAAGUAAUGGGAAGUGGAAAUAGUUAACACUAACUGCCGAGUGUAAUGUUAACAGUAUGUAUUUCAUUCAAAGAAAUUCAAAGUUUAUAUAGCUUAUUUAAUUAACAAAUUGGAUGUGCAAUUCUUUCAAAGCUGCUUUAACCUAAGGCUGUUUAAAUGAAGAAGUUAUAUAUAUAUUUACUGUAUGUAUAUGUAUAUACUAUUAGAAUAAGUUUUACAUUGAAAAAUGUAUUACUUAUUUAUAGAUUUUAGAAAGAUUUUUUAUACGCGAAUACAUUUAAUAUAAGAUAGAAAAA